This is a messenger RNA of Panicum virgatum (switchgrass), 1588 nucleotides long. RefSeq names its product BTB/POZ and MATH domain-containing protein 2-like. Gene Ontology annotation, biological process: protein ubiquitination. Lineage: Eukaryota; Viridiplantae; Streptophyta; Magnoliopsida; Poales; Poaceae. The record is from RefSeq and is a predicted model, not a curated record. Gene Ontology annotation, molecular function: protein binding. The transcript has 2 exons. Bases 130 to 1200 code for a protein of 356 amino acids.
UUUCCAAGUAGCCUCCUCGCCUUCUCCCUCCGUCCCUCGUCCCCGGCCGCCGCUCACUUCCUUCUCCCCCGUCCCCUCCUCGCCAGCCGCCGCUCGCUUCCACCUCCCGUCCUCAUCCCAGGGUGGGGGAUGGGGUCCGAAUCCAAGCGGACAUCGUCGAGCCACACCACUGAGGCGGAGACGGGCACGCACUCGUUCAAGAUUGUUGGGUACAGUCUCAAGAAGGGCUUCGGUUUCCGCAAAUCUAUCCAGUCGGGCACCUUCACCGUCGGCGGUUACGACUGGGCCAUCCAAUUCUACCCCGACGGAGUGAACGACCUUACCAAAGGGUACACGGCAGUCUAUCUGGUGCUUGUGAGCAAGAAAGUUGAGGUGCGAGCGUCCUAUGUCCUGAGUUUGGUUAACCAGAUUACAGGGUUGCCAGAAAACCUGUUUUCUGAAACCACCACUAGAGUGUUCAGCGAUGCAAAUUUAUUCAGCCCAAGGACCCCCAUAGCCAGGAGAAGUAAGCUGGAGAGUAAAUCAGCUGGCUACAUAGUUGACGAUUGCCUGACAAUUGAAUGUACUGUCACGGUCGUCAAAGAAUCGUGGGUGGAAACCACAUCUGGCUUUGAGAUCGAAGUACCACCCUCGGACAUAUCACAGCAUUUUGGCAAGUUGUUGUCGGAUGAAGAGGAAGCUGAUGUCACAUUCAGUGUUGGAGGUGAGACUUUCCCCGCGUACAAGAUCGUGCUGGCCACACGGUCCCCUGUCUUCAAGGCGCAGCUGUAUGGACAGAUGAAGGAGAGGAGGGCCCGGCGUUUGACUGUUGAAGGCAUUCAGCCUGAUGUCUUUAAGGUCCUGCUGCAAUUCAUCUACACGGAUUCACUGCCUGAAUGGGAUGAUCUUGAUGCUGAGGAAUAUUGUGAGAUUUCCAGGCAUUUACUUGCGGCUGCAGAUAGAUAUGCCAUGGACAGGUUGAAGUUGUUGUGUGCAAGCAAUCUUGUUGACCAUCUUGAUGCGGAAACUGUGGCAAUUACACUGGCCUUGGCUGAUCAGCAUAACUGCGACUGUCUCAAGGAUGUUUGCAUCGAAUUUAUGGCCUCUUCAGAUAAGAUGUACGCUGUGUUGGAAACAGAGGGUUAUGCCAAUCUCAAAAGAACUUGCCCUUCUAUCCUAGUAGAUGUACUGGAGAAGAAUAGCAGGUAUCGCAAGGCAUAAGUUUGCUGCCCAGCUGACUGCGUGUCUUCAGCUUAAAAACACUGAGCUAAUCCUAUGAGUAGCUAGCUUAGUUCCUAGUCUAUAUGAAUAGCUGCUGGUUUUCCAAUAGAAGGCCAUGCUAACUUGGACCUAUGGCUGGUAACUUUAGUUUCUUAAGUCUCUGUCCUUUUGCAAAGUAUUAGAUGCACAAUAGUUGAGCAUCAAUCUGCUGUGCUUUCAUAGCACUUUUUGUAAUGGAAUGCCAUGUGGCAGUAGCAUAUGGUUGAAGGAGCUAGCAUCAGCUGUGUUAUUCCAAAGCUGAACAUCUUGUGUAACUGGUAAGUAAUGCUUGAUGCACAACUUUGGACGAAUGAAUGGUUCUGAAUGUUCAGCUAUGACCAUUGCUGUA